Periophthalmus magnuspinnatus is the source of this 2003-nucleotide messenger RNA. RefSeq names its product ST6 (alpha-N-acetyl-neuraminyl-2,3-beta-galactosyl-1,3)-N-acetylgalactosaminide alpha-2,6-sialyltransferase 6 (gene st6galnac6). Gene Ontology annotation, molecular function: alpha-N-acetylgalactosaminide alpha-2,6-sialyltransferase activity. The record is from RefSeq and is a predicted model, not a curated record. Lineage: Eukaryota; Metazoa; Chordata; Actinopteri; Gobiiformes; Gobiidae. The transcript has 6 exons. The coding region runs from base 246 to 1166 and encodes 306 amino acids. Gene Ontology annotation, biological process: oligosaccharide metabolic process; ganglioside biosynthetic process.
UGACGUCACAGUGUGUUGCAGAGGGGCGCACGCGAGGAAGACAACAGAAAGUAAAUGAGCCGAGCACAGGCCCCACACGGUAAAUCGGACUUAUCUGCGUUAAACUAACAUCAGGCUACGUGACAAUGGCACCGCUUCACAUAAUUACACGGAACUGUAAUGUCUGGAGGAGAUAUUAUGUGGGAUUCGUUGCUUCUGUGAAGGUAUGAUGCCAUUCAGGCACAUCCACAGGCAAAUCAAACAGUAUGGGGCUCACUAGCAAGGGGCCACAGAGCCACAGAAUGGUUAUCUGUGCAGCUGUCCUUGUCCUGAUGACACUCCUCAUCCUUUAUGGCUCCAAUAAUACCAAUGAUGCUGGUUAUUCUCCUUUCCGUGUGUCAUCACAUCAAGCACUCAAGACCACUGAUUUGAAGAAAUGGUCUUCCAGAGAGGGUUAUGUCCCCAUUUAUGGAAAUAAGACCAUGAACUUGCAUUGCCAUAAUUGUGCACUGGUGACAAGCUCAAGUCAUGUUUUGGGAACAAAAGCAGGACACGAGAUUGACGGGACUGAAUGUGUGAUCCGCAUGAAUGAUGCUCCCACGUACAGAUAUGACGAUGAUGUCGGCAACAGGACCACUCUGAGGGUGGUGGCUCACUCCAGCGUCUUCAGGGUGGUCCGUAGACCUAAUGAGUUUUUGCAUCGUGCAGACAGCAACCCCAUGAUCAUCUUCUGGGGACCACCAAACAAAAUCGGGAAAGAUUCAAAAGGAGCAUUAUAUAGACUGAUCCAGAGAGUGAGCAUGACAUAUACAAACCUUUCUUGCUUUAGUAUUACACCAAGUAAGAUGCGCAAAUUUGAUAGUCUUUUUCUGCGAGAAACAGGUCGGGAUAGACAAAGAUCUCACUCAUGGUUGAGCACUGGCUGGUUUACUAUGGUCAUAGGUAUUGAAAUAUGUGACAAUAUCAAAGUUUAUGGAAUGGUUUCACCCAAUCACUGUGGAAAGAAGCCUGUAUCCAAAAAGAUGCCCUAUCAUUACUACAAACCUCGUGGACCUGAUGAAUGUGUAACUUAUGUGCAGAAUGAAAGUGGCAAAAGAGGCAACCACCAUCGCUUUAUUACUGAAAAACAGGUAUUUGCACGCUGGGCAAGGCAGUACAACAUCAGCUUCAUUCAUCCAAGCUGGUAAGAAGAACACGGAACGUUUAUGGAAUAUGGGGAACUUUCUAGAUUUUUUGUUGACUUAACCUUUUAAAACCUGCACAAUCAAUACACAUCUUUUUUCGAUUCAUAAAUUUGAGAAUUUUGUUUCACAUUUUGCUUUGUUCCUCACAUGAUUUGUGAGUCAGAGGUUUUAUUGUAAAUACAAAGCACUUUAAAUGGAUUUUUAUGAAUGUUUAUAGUAUUUUGUUAAAUGCACGUAAUGUAUGUCAUUCAAGUGUACAUUUAGUACAUUUGGGGACGUGGCAGAGAAAUGACCCUCAUGAAACCGACUGAGAUUCAGACACAUUUAUUGUCCAUUUCGGUGCCACUUUAUUGUGUGUAACAUUUCAUGAAAUCAUCUUAGCUUCAAAGUAGAACUUAUUCAGUACAUUGACAAAAUUAUAUACUUUUACUGUAUAUAUAAGCAAUAAGGAGUCUGCACAGUAAAUGUAUGUAUACAAUUUUAUGCCCAAUGCAUGCAUUCAAAAUAACCAGACAAAGCAUUCAAAAUUAGACUUAAUUACUAAUGCAUGAUUCUUUGCACAUUUUAAUACAAAUGUCAAAACAGUCUUAGAAUGUAGACUGUUAAAAAUUUGAAUAAAUAGCAAACACUGGGUACAAAAUAGGACAGACAUUUAAAAAACAUGUCGCAUAAGUGGAAUGCUUUUCCAAGUUGUCAUGUUACUUAAACACAUUUUAAAUCCAUUUUACAAAACAGUACAUUUAAAUUAUGAAAAUGAGGGGCAUGGAAACUACUGGUAAUCUUUAAAAUGUUCAAAAUGCCUUGCUAGCCCAGAUUUUUUUUUUCCUUCUGGGUUUUUAU